CAAGAGGGGAGGACCGGAGGGGAGCAGGCGGCGCUGGCGGCCGCCGGGGCACUUCCCAGCCGCGCUCGCUGCAGGAAGCGCCUUUGUCCCGCCGCAGCCGGGCGGGGCCGCCGCCGCCUUCCCUUUCCCCUGCCGCCGCCCUUUUGCUUUCGCUUUCGCACAGACAGUUCGGGAGCUGGGCGACGGCGGCGCGGCCAUGGAGAACGGGAACGUCUACAACGAGACCACCGAGCCGCAGGGCAAGCCGCCCCGCCGCCCCUGCGGCUGCCGCUGCACCCUGCAGAACCUGCGCGCCAGGCGGUGGGCGGCCAAGGCGCUCCAGGCGCUUUUCUCUCUUCUGGCUGUUAUUUGUGAAGAAAUUGUGGAGAAUUGUAUCAAGUGUGAUGGACUUUACUUCUUUGAAUUCACAAGCUGCAGUGCACUUCUUUUGAGCCUCCUGAUACUGUGUGUGUAUUGUACUACUGCAUAUGAAACAUUUGGGAAAGAUAAAAUAGAGAAAGUGAAUUUUGGGGCCAUGGCAUUCAUAGGUGGCAUUUUUCUCUUAGCUUCAAUAGUGCUUGCUGCAACCAGUUCUGGAUCUGGUUUAGAAAAAGCUGCAUGUGCAUUUGGAUUUCUUGCAAGUGGUGCAUUUUUAGCUGAAGUCAUUAUGUGUUAUUUGGAUGGCCGGAAACAAGACACUGAAAGUCGUUCUGAAAAUCCUGCCAGCACUCAGACUGCCACAGAAAGUCAGCCACUGAAUAAAUAAAGCUAAAACUUUGCUCAAUUAAAAAAAAAAUUGCAAACUAAAAUGAGGUUUUAGUGCACUGUAAAUAACUUCUUCUGUCUCUUCUAAUCAAUUUUGUAAGCAUUGCUCAUCACAAGUUUUUAUAGAUCCUUAGGUCUAGCAAUGGCAUCUUGGCAUCAUGUUCUAUUUAAUUUUGGAGGUGACUGGUCCUGCUUAAAAACUGCCCAAGUGGCAUAUACUAAAAAAUUUUGUGUCUAAUUAGAAUAACUUAAGGACGAUAGUGUAUGCUGGUUUGGUUUUGGUAGGAAUGUUUAAUAAAGGGUAACUUAUGGUGCAUAAAUUCUGAGUUAUGUCCUAAAGAUAUUUUUCUAUAUAAAUGGAUGAGAUACUUCUGUUAUUAGUUGUAAAUUAGUACAGCAGAGUUCAUUUUUUUUACUUCCUGGUCAAACUGUGAAUGUAAAAGGGAUACCUAAUUGCAGCCUAACAGAAAUGCUUAUCCUUACAUAAAGGUUUUUUGUUUGUUUUAUUUUGUUUUUACUACUCUGUACAGUUCUGUCUGUGGAGCUCAUUUUAAUGAAAUGAUGAAUAUAGGGUUUUUAUGGGGGACAGUUUAAUGCUAUAUUAAAGAGACAGUUCUGCAUCCCAUGGUUGUCAAUGUAUGCGAGAAUCUCCUUUCAGAUUGUUUCAAAAGCAACAAAAGCUGCAGGAAAAGCUUGAAAAGAUAGCUCUGGGAGGAAAAGGUUGAAGGACAAGUAUUUUCAAAGAUUAACCUAAAAAGUAGCAAUUUGAAAAGGAAAGAACAUAACAGCACAUUAGCACUGUUCUGCUGAAUAUCACUUUCAGGGUUAAGGCCAGCUGCAGUUUGUUUAUGCAUAGUUAAUGGUGAGUUUUGCCAGAGUGAGUUUUGCCAGAAUGGUUAUGGACUCCACCAUUUUCUUUGCCUAUAAAUAUGCCACUGGUUUGAGGCUUCUUGCUACUGGCUAGGUCAGUUGGUGAACAGAUGAGUAAAUAAGCACUUGUAUCACUGACUUGUCUGAAAAGCAUCAGGCCACAGGACUGCAAGAGAAACUACUGAUGUAACAUACCAAACAAGUGAUGAAGUUCAAACCAGAUAUUGAUGGCCAUAACAGAAGGGAAGCGUUGAAAAGACAUUUUUCAGAUGUCUGACGGAGAAACAAAACUGCUAGACUUCGUUUAGAGGAAAGCAGAAAAGUAGGGCAAUUGCCAUAAAGCAAGGGAUGUUCCAAAAUACCGAGGCAAAUGAGAAAAAUCUGAUUAUGCAAAAACAGUUCUUGUCUGAAUUCUCAUGACGUUUGCCCUGUCUUCCAGGCAUUAACUCAGUUUCAUCAGUACCCUCAUCUGGCAGAUUUACAGUCCUGUAACCUGUUGUGACAGCACUGAGACUAAGCCCUCUAGAAACUGGCUGUGUGCGCUAUAUUUGGAACAGGAUGAGGAAGUUGUAAGACAAAGAACUGUAGAGGAAGGUCAGAGUCUUUUUUCAGUACUGCUGCUUUCUGAUGAACAAGAUGAUGUGUGUGAUGUUUUCUCUUUAUGUUCCGAGACUUUAAUUCUAACACUACACUUUGCUUGAGGAUUUGAGUUCGACAGUUUGUGAGAAACAUGAAGUUUAAGCUGUAGGUUGGUUUCAGAGCCAUCCAUAAAAUAUUUACUUUCCUUCAAGGAAUUUCCUGCUUUGUGAAGAAGAGAGCUCUUCUAUGGACUGACAUUUUCUCAUAUUUAUUAGUGUCCAUUUGCACUGAAACCUGAUCUUGGUCUAGGUGUACAGAGCUUGCUGUAGCUCUCUCUGAAAACUGUAGGUAGAGAAGAGAGAUGUUUUGUUCACAAGCAGUGUUGCUGGUGAUAGGAACUUCCCAAAAUGAAAAAUUUCUGUUACAGUUAUAGUUUCUUACUUUUGGGUUUGUGUCCAUAUCUACGAUUAACAUUUUCAGGGUUUUUUUUUCCUGCUGCUUGCCCAGGAUACUGUUGGAUUUGUGUUCAUUUCAAAGUGGCUGCAGGCUCUAGGUCUUGAUAUGUAAUUAAAAGCUGUAAGUAUAAUGUAACAAUAAGACUGUGUUGCUGGUAUUUAUUAAGCAACUCAGCAUGAAGGCAGGACUUCUACCCUCAGUUAACUUUUCCUUCAAACUUUAAUUUUUCUCAUCUUGAAAAUACAUGGAGAGUUACAGUUCUCUGUAAUUUUCCUAUAGACUUCACCUGGCCCAAGUGCUGUUUGCAGUUUCUAUUCCUGAAUCUCUGAUACUGAAAGGGAUCUGUAAAGUCAUCUCUCUGCCUUGGCCUCCCUGUCUAUGUGAUAUCUACUGCUGAUGCUUUACAAGUGAAGAAACUGAAAUGCAGAACAAGUUAUUUUAUGAAAAGGUGCCACAAGGAGUUGGUGUUAGGAGAAGUGACUGUAACUGAGUUUUCCUGACUCUGUUCUGUGUGCUAGGCCUUUUACAAUGGAAAUACUGCCAGCCUUUGCAGAAUGGUUUCAUGGAUUCUCCUAUUACAGAUAUGGUGGCAUCCUUGGCUCAUUUCAGGUUGUUUCUUAGGGUGAGUUUUUUGAUGUGUUGUCAAUUUUAGUUUUAACUGUUCCAAAUAGUGAGUUUCCCAUUCUCUGACCAACGGAUGCAAGUAUAGAUGUAAUAAUCAAAUUCAGUCUGUAACCAAAAGGGAUACAAACGUUGCCAUCAGCUAAUGAAAGGGACAUAGAUAGUCUUUUGGAAACUGGUUAGUUCUGCUUUCCCAUGUGCAAGAGGAGUUUGCUAAUAGGAGUCCUGCUAUUCUUUAAAAAAAAAAAACAAACAAAAAACAGUGCUGCAUCCCAGAUACUGUCUAGCUGGCACUAAUCUGUCAUGCAGCAAAGUGCUAUUAGCAGACCAGCCCCAUGUUGGUUAUGGGUAUAAGGUAAUUGCUAACUAGUUGCUUUCAAAGCAGUUGUUGGCUCACAAAGCAGUUUCUGUAUAGUGGCACUAUUAAUACCAGACUUAAGAGCGUGAGGAUUUUCAUUUAAAAACUGCUGAGGAGCAGGUCUCCUGGUAUGUGUGCUCUUCUCUGCUUCCAGGAGGCAGUUCCCUUACCCGCUUUAUCAGCUUCCUAUGACGACGAACGGGCAGGUAUGCGCCCCCGAGCUCCUCUGCCCUCACGCGCUAGGUCAGACAAGCGCAGUGGCUGAGCAGGGUUGUCUCCCGCCACUAGAAAUGCCCCUUUUGUGCUUCGGAUGUCAGAUCCAGGCUUUAAAUGUCUAUCUUUUCAUUAGACUGAUCCCAGAGGAUGGAGCUGGAGUUGGAUUAAACAUCUGGUUUUGCAGGAGCUCUGCGCCUGUGGCUAGACGUCUCUUGCUCCUCCCAUGCUCUGUCAGCAAAGAAGUCUGCAUGUUUCCCAACCUGCUUUUGAUGAAAUAUAAUUUCCCCUUAAAAAUUUAAUUUCCCCUUCUGUUUUCAAGUAAACAUCUAUGCACAAUCUCAACCCGUAGUAAAACCCAUGGCAGGAAGCAAUUUGGUACAGUAAGUCUACCCAUGGAUUGCCUUCUCCGUUCUUCGCCACAGUGGUUGGCAGUGGUGGUGUGAGCCUGCGUAGACACACUAAAGGCUUCAAGUCUUUUCCAGCUGAGCCUUUCUAAAAAUAUUUGAAGACUGCACUGACUUUCAGGCUUUUCACACUUCAGAUUUACAGUGCCUUGAGAACCAGCACACAGGAUUCUCCAGGAUGUGUAAGGGCUGGUUGUAAGUGGCUGGGCUGAGAGUUUCUGCUCUGAAAAUCUGCCUGCGUUGUGUAGAUCGUGAAUGCUAUUUUGUUCUCUACAUUUAGCCCACAUUAAGAUCACAACAGUAGCAGUAUCCUUUGGAUUUUAAAUGCGUAAAGGAAUUGUGCCUUACUGCUUGUACUCUGUUCUUAAAAAUAGCAGGGGAGGGUUGUAGUUUGUUACAGUUCAGUUCUACCAUUGCACCCUCUGACUCCAAAAUGCACUGAAUUAUCUCACACAAUUCUCAGAGCUCUGCACAAGAUGUUUUUGCAUAAUAGCCAUUAUGGCAAUCCCAGUUCUGUUCAAAUUUGUGCAAUAAAAAUAGCAAGUGUUCUACACUGAAGGGAAAUAUUUUGUGUGAUUUUUGAAAGGUUAUGUAAAAUUGUAAUAAAUCAAGAUGCUGGUAGUGCCUUUAAGAUGGAAAUUCAUCUUUUAGUUCAUUGCUGUAAAUGUAUAGCAGAUAUCUAGAUUGUACUGAACAGCAUAAAAUUUAAUGUCACUUUCAUACCUGUGAGACUUUUAGGUGACUUUUAAUGAUUAUUGAAUGAUAAUACAAUAGUUUUAUAUUAUAAAAUUUUUAUAUAGUUCCGUAGCCAAUGUUGCCUUGAAUUUUCAGUAAAAGCCUUCUGAAAUGCUUAAAUAUUUUUUCAUUCUAAACCUGUGGUCUUUUUAAUGUAUUAUGCUUUUCUGGUCUUAUGAACUUUCUAAAAUAUUUUGUAAUCAUUUUUUAAAUAAAAUAUUAGUAAAUAA
Molecule: messenger RNA, 5213 nt
Organism: Dromaius novaehollandiae (emu)
Lineage: Eukaryota; Metazoa; Chordata; Aves; Casuariiformes; Dromaiidae
Gene: CMTM6
Product: CKLF like MARVEL transmembrane domain containing 6
Exons: 4
Coding region: 197-745 (182 amino acids)
Cellular component (GO): membrane
Source: RefSeq, a predicted model, not a curated record